Molecule: messenger RNA, 1198 nt
Organism: Castor canadensis (American beaver)
Lineage: Eukaryota; Metazoa; Chordata; Mammalia; Rodentia; Castoridae
Gene: Lamtor1
Product: late endosomal/lysosomal adaptor, MAPK and MTOR activator 1
Biological process (GO): positive regulation of TOR signaling; regulation of receptor recycling; lysosome organization
Cellular component (GO): membrane raft; lysosomal membrane; Ragulator complex
Molecular function (GO): guanyl-nucleotide exchange factor activity; molecular adaptor activity
Source: RefSeq, a predicted model, not a curated record
GGGGCCGGAAGAUGGGGUUUUGGCAGCGGCGCCCUAGCGGCUCGUGGCCUGGGUAGGCAGGGGGAGGGGAACGGGUGGUUGCUCGCCACCGGCAGCCGCGGGUCAUGUGACCGGAAGGGCUCCUGACGGACGCCGUCCCUCCUCGGCGCGGCCUGAGCGCCCGGCCCGACCCCGGCCAUGGGGUGCUGCUACAGCAGCGAAAAUGAGGACUCGGACCAGGACCGAGAAGAGCGAAAGCUGUUGCUGGACCCUGGUAGUCCCCCAACCAAAGCCCUCAAUGGAGCUGAGCCCAACUACCAUAGCCUGCCUUCCACUCGCACAGAUGAGCAGGCCCUGCUCUCCUCCAUCCUUGCCAAAACAGCCAGCAACAUCAUUGAUGUGUCUGCUGCUGACUCCCAGGGCAUGGAGCAGCAUGAGUACAUGGACCGGGCAAGGCAGUAUAGCACCCGCUUGGCUGUUUUAAGCAGCAGCCUGACCCAUUGGAAGAAGCUGCCACCGCUGCCAUCUCUUACCAGCCAGCCCCACCAAGUGCUGGCCAGUGAACCCAUCCCCUUCUCUGACUUGCAGCAGGUCUCCAGGAUAGCUGCUUAUGCCUACAGUGCACUUUCUCAGAUCCGCGUGGAUGCAAAAGAGGAGCUGGUUGUACAGUUUGGGAUCCCGUGAAGAGAGGGGUCCUUGGACAGCUCUUCUGUCUUUACCCCUGUCUCCACCCCACCUCUCCUGGCUCCCAGCCUCACUGCGGCUUAUACAGUACCCUAACCUACUACUAAUCACGGAGAAGAUGUGGAGAAGAGCGAAGCUAGAAGCCUAGCAAGUGAGGAUGGAGCAAGGGAGGGUAGAACCAUUUGGGAUUGGCCUUCAAAGCCCUAGCCAGGGUUGGAUGGGGGCCAAGAAGACAGGGCCUGGUAGGUCUUCACAGUCGUUGGGAAGGUGGAGAUACCACAUGGGGGUGAACUCCAGAGGACCUAGGGGGAUCCCCCCUUUCACCCUUUCUCUUGGCCUCAGAUUCACUCCUGUCCCCCUCUCCCUGAUUUGGUGCUCAUAGGCACCUCACUAGGGUUUGUGACCAGGGUCUAGAUGAGUUUGAAUUAACUGAGUUGAGUUUGCAUUUCUAGCACCCUGGGUUUUUACAUGUUUGGUCUUUGUUUCUGUUUGUCACCCUCGAUAAAGAAAAUAUAUUCAUUUGUGUGCUGGUUCA